Molecule: messenger RNA, 1924 nt
Organism: Dendroctonus ponderosae (mountain pine beetle)
Lineage: Eukaryota; Metazoa; Arthropoda; Insecta; Coleoptera; Curculionidae
Product: glutamyl aminopeptidase
Exons: 10
Coding region: 262-1350 (362 amino acids)
Biological process (GO): proteolysis; peptide catabolic process
Cellular component (GO): cytoplasm
Molecular function (GO): peptide binding; zinc ion binding; metalloaminopeptidase activity
Source: RefSeq, a predicted model, not a curated record
UCCAGACCCGAAAGAAACUUUCUAGCUCGAUCUCGAUCUUAUCCAGACUCACCCACACUUUUACUCUGAGUUCAUAAAAAUCUCAUUUAACCCUCAGCUUGCGGCUCUCUGUAAUUCUCUUGGAUUUUCCCAACUUCAGAUUUUAUCGAAUAUGAAAAAAAAAAGUCCCCAGCUACAGAAACUUGGGGUCUGGUCCAGUUUAAUUGGGGAUAUCUAUCUUAUAACCAGAACAGCACUCUAUAUGGUUUGUAUGUAACAUCGAUGGCCCAUGAAUUGAGCCACUUUUGGUUCGGCAAUUUGGUAACCAAUGACUGGUGGAGCGAUUUAUGGAUCCAAGAGAGUUUCGCCUCUUUUAUUUCUAAAAAGAGCACAUCGAGACGAAAUUUGAUCAAAGAAAUGACUUUAACGGGCGCAAUCCGGUUCGAAGACCAGUCCACAAUGAGGCAAAUGGUUGUGCCUUUGAACAACACUCAAGACACUCAGGAUCGUUUCAAUCAAGUGGUUUAUCGAAAGGGCUCCUAUCUGUUGAGGUCAUUGGAACGCCUGAUCGGUGAAGAAGCUUUCCAAGAAAUCUCCAAGGAAUAUUUGAAGAAGCAUCUAUUUAAGACAGCUACAACGAACGAUGUGAUUGAAGCAUUUGAAGAGAAGCUUCCGAACAUCAACAUUAGGUCUUUUUUGGAAAGCUUCCUAUUCCAAGAGGGGUGUCCAAUUAUAAAUGUAAAUGAUUCUGGUGAUGGGCUGUAUACUUUGGAACAGGUUUCAGGAUCUUCAAAAGAAUAUGACUCCAAGUGGACAGUGCCAGUUUCAUAUCGACUGGGAAAUGGAAGCAGAGGACUUAUAUGGUUUGACCGAGAUUUGGAAAGUGUUGAGAUAGAAAUUCGAAAUCUAUCUGACUGGAUUCUCUUCAACACCCACCAAACUCCUGGCCUGUAUCUUGUCAACUACACAGAGAGAAUGUGGUUGAACCUAGUGAGAAAUAUUGAUACUAUUCCAUUAAGAGAGCGACCAAAGUUAGGCGACAAUCUAUAUCUGCUCUAUAUUGGAAAAUAUAUAAAUUGCGAUUUGAUAUUCACGAUCAUCAACAAAAACUCGCAAAUGUUGCUGGACUGGAUGAUGGACGUUAUUGCAGAAAUUGUGACACGCACCAUGUGCUUUCCCAUACAAUAUGCAAUUCUUAAGGACCUAAUUGAGGGGCGGUUUGGGGAUUAUCAAUUAGCACAAGCCGAUUAUAGCGACUUAUGCCCUUCAGACGGUGCACCUGAAAUCACUGAUGCCCAUCAAGCGUACUGUUUAGGAUGGAUGACUAGGAACUUGAUCAAACCCGACAUUGCAGUGAAUGGAACCCAGUGAGGCUGAAUGUAUGUUGCAGGUCAACUGUAUUGGGACUUGCGACUUUCGGCCAGUCACAAACAACGUAACAUAUCGGCAUCCUGUACAGUAAAUCAACUAUAAUAUUUAUAAAACAGUACUUGAAUGACUGACCGAAAAGCUUCCAUGUCCAUUCUCCGGUAUUCUUAAAAAAACCAACAACGUUUCACUGACGCUUAUAAUACUGCCAAUCAGCAUUUUUUGUGUGUAAAAGUUAACACAACUAAUUAUCUCAAUAUACAGUCCUAACAUAGUUAUAUAUAUAAAAAAUUAGUUAAAUUUGUACAUAUUGCACGUUUCCAAUAAUUAAUCUAUGCUUUUAUCUAGAAUUCUUGUUGUAGGAAUGGUUCCUUUUGAAUGAGCAGAUAGAACAGUUGCACCGGAUCUAAAGCUUAACGAAAAAUAACUAAAAAGUCGAAUAUUCCAAAAUCAAAAUUACGUUUAAAAACUCAGUUGCAGGCAUGCGACCACUGUGUAGUUGCAGUCUUUUUGUAUGUUAUGUAUUUUUUCGCAUUUCAAUGACAAAAAAAAUAAACAUUACAUGAACAUGAAAAAA